GGGAUGGAUGGCACCGGCAGAGCCUCCGGUUACCGUGGAAACGGCAAAACCGGCGAUGCAGGGAAGCGGCGGCGAGCGCAGGGAGCGCGCUGGGCUCUCCCCAUCCUCCGGUGAAACCCCGGGCAGCACCGGGGAGCGGCGGCUGCCGUCGGCCAUGAGCCGCGUGCCCAGAGCACCGGGAGCGGCACCGGGAGCGGCGGCGGGGCGGCCCCGGUGCCGCAGCCCCGUCAGGCGCCCGGUGCCGCUGUCCCAGGGCAAGGACAAGGAGAGGAUGAAGGAGGGCAAGGAGAAGGACGCGCGUUACACCAACGGGCACCUCUUCACCACCAUCUCCGUGUCGGGCAUGACCAUGUGCUUCGCCUGCAACAAGAGCAUCACGGCCAAGGAAGCGCUGGUGUGCCCCACCUGCAACGUCACCAUCCACAACCGCUGCAAGGACACGCUGCCCAACUGCACCAAGGUGAAGCAGAAGCAGCAGAAGGCGGCGCUGCUGAAGAACAGCUCAGCGCUGCAGUCGGUGUCCCUGCGCAACAAGAAUGCCAUCCGCGAGCGCCCCAACUCUGCCAUCUACCCCUCGGAGAGUUUCCGCCAGACGCUGCUGGGGCCGCGCCGCGGCCGCCCCUCGCUGUCCCUGUCCAAGAGCGUCUCCACCACCAACAUCUCGGGGAAUUUCAACGAUGACUCUCCCCUGGGCAUCCGGCGCAUCCUGUCCCAGUCCACCGAUUCCCUCAACAUGCGCAACCGGACGCUCUCGGUGGAGUCGUUGAUCGACGAAGGCCCUGACGUCAUCCUGAGCCAGCUGCUGAGCGAUCUGGAGGCGGAUGGGAAGGAGUUUGAGGCGGAUUCCUGGAGCCUGGCGGUGGAUAACAGCUUCCUGCAGCAGCACCGCAUGGACGUCAUGAAGCGGCAGGACGUCAUCUACGAGCUGAUGCAGACGGAGCUGCACCACGUGCGGACGCUGAAGAUCAUGGGCGCCCUGUUCCGCAGGGCCAUGCUGGAGGAGCUGCAGCUGGACCCCGGCACCGUCCAGCGCAUCUUCCCCUGCCUGGACGAGCUCAGCCACAUCCACGAGCGCUUCCUGGCCCAGCUCCUGGAGCGGCGCCGGGAGUCGCUGGCCCAGGACAGCAACAAGAACUUCGUCAUCGACCGCCUCGGUGACAUCCUCGUCACCCAGUUCUCGGGCCCGAGCGCGGAGCAGCUGCGCAAAGCCUACGCCGAGUUCUGCAGCAAGCACACCAAGGCGCUCAAGGAGUACAAGGACCUGCUGGCCCGGGACAAACGCUUCCAGCAGUUCAUCAGGCGGGUGACACGCUCCCCUCUGCUGCGCCGCCACGGCGUCCCUGAGUGCAUCCUGCUGGUGACCCAGCGCAUCACCAAGUACCCGGUGCUCAUCGAGCGCAUCCUCAAGAAUUCCAAAGACAACGAGGGCGACUGCGCGGACCUGUCGCGGGCGCUGCGCCUGGUGAAGGAGCUGCUGUCGGCCGUGGAUGAGGAGGUGCACGCCUGGGAGCUCCGCGGGCGCCUCUGGGACGUGUUCCGGCGCGUGGAUCCCCGCGCCAAGGUGCCGCUGUGCUGGGACAGCCGGCCCGGCGCCUUUGGCAGGGACGAGCUGCUCCGCAGGAAGCUGGUGCACAGCGGGGGCAUGCUCUGGAAAACGGCGGCCGGGCGCUUCAAAGAUGUCCUGGUGCUGCUGAUGACGGACGUGCUGGUGUUCCUGCAAGAGAAGGACCAGAAAUACACCUUCCCCAUGCUGGACAAGCCGGCUGUCAUCUCCCUGCAAAACCUGAUCGUGAGGGACAUCGCCAACCAGGAGAAGGGCAUGUUCCUGAUCAGCGCGGCGCCGCCCGAGAUGUACGAGGUGCACGCGGCCUCGCGGGACGACCGCAACCACUGGAUGAAGGUCAUCCAGCAGGCCGUCAGCCUCUGUCCGAGCCGCCAGGAUUUUCCCCUGAUUGAGACGGAGACGGAGGCGUCCUUGAGGAAGCUGAAAGGUGGGGGCUCAUCCCUGAUCCGGCUUGGGCAAUUCUUUGCCGACAUGCUGGCGCUGGGCAGCGGCUGCUCCGAGCCCCCCGCAGCCCCCCGGGGCACCCCCUUCCCUGGGGACCCCGCCCGGGGCCCCCGCGGGGACGUCCUGCUGCACGACGCCAUUCGGGAAGUGGAGUGCCUGAAGGAGAUUUUCACGGGAUGCACCCGAGACCGGGACCAGAACCAGAACCAGAACAACCCCCCCGAGGCCGAGAGCUGCCCCAGCCCCAGCGCCAGCAACGGUGACUCCGGCAGCAUCAACGGCUCCUUGGAAUUCCGGGCGGAUCCGGACGCUGGGCAGAGGGACGGGAAUGGGAACCAGGUCCCGCCGAGGGGAUCCCAGGAGGAGAUCAACCAGCGCCUGGUGAACCUGUACGGGCUCCUGCUGCGGCUGCAGGUGCACCUGACGCACCAGGAGGUGCUGCUGGAGCUGCAGCUGCCGGAGGGGCUGCAGCGGCCGCGGCCCCGCCGGGGCUCGCAGCCGGCCGUGCCGGUAACGGGAGCGGCGGAACCGGGCGCCGGGGCGGAGCUGGCGCUGCUGCAGCGGCAGCACGGGCUGGUGCAGGAGGAGCUGAGCCGCUGCCGCCAGCUGUGCCAGGAGCGGGCGCAGGAGGCGGCGGCGCUCGAGUCGCGCCUGCGGGACAGCGAACGGGAGCGCUCCCGGUUGGAACGGGAGCUGCAGGAGGCGCGGGGGGCACCGGCGGUGGCGGCGCCGCGGGGACGGAGGGCGGCGGAGCCUCGGCGGAGGAGCCUCCCGGCUGGGGAUGCGCUGUACCUGAGCUUCACCCCACCGCAGCUGAGCCACGCCAGCUCCCCCGCCGCUGUCCCGUUCCACGCCCCCGCCUUCCCCGGCUCCCGGGACGAGCUGGAAUUCCGCGGAACCGACCCCGAGCGGCUGCGGGAGGGCGAGGACACCCUGGACGUGCUCCUGGAGGACGAGGGGGGCUUGGGGAGUCGCCACUCCCCCCCCGCCAGCCCCCGAGAUUUCCUGAGGAUGCAGGAUAUUCCCGAGGAGGUGGAGAACAGCCAGGAGCUGAAGGAGGGCGACGGGGACAGUUAGGGACCCCCGCAGCCCCCCCAGCACCCCACGAUUCCCCCCCAGGACACGCCGGGGGCUGGAUCCAGCUGUGGGGAGCGUUGGGAAAAGCGGGAUGGGGACGCUGCUAUUCCCACGGGAGCCUUAUGGGAAUUUUGGGGGGGGUCCUGUCGCCCCCUCCCCUACUCCAGCCCGGGGGGGACAGGGGUGACAGCGUGUCCCUCCUCUUCCCGCUGGGAUUUAUUUAUUUAUUUGGAUGUUUUGGGGUGCGGGAGGCGGGGGGGGCACGGACACCUCCCGUUCCUGGGUCAGCGGUGACAGUGACCCCCCCCCGGUAUCGGGGGGCUGCCCAAGGGUGGGGCGGGGAGGGACGGGGUCCCCGCGGAUUAACUGUAAAAACAAAGGAUAAAAGAAAUGAAAAA
This is a messenger RNA of Zonotrichia leucophrys gambelii, 3483 nucleotides long. RefSeq names its product Rho/Rac guanine nucleotide exchange factor 2 (gene ARHGEF2). The record is from RefSeq and is a predicted model, not a curated record. The coding region runs from base 8 to 3085 and encodes 1025 amino acids. Gene Ontology annotation, molecular function: guanyl-nucleotide exchange factor activity; microtubule binding. Gene Ontology annotation, cellular component: cytoskeleton; ruffle membrane. Gene Ontology annotation, biological process: cell morphogenesis; actin filament organization; regulation of Rho protein signal transduction. The transcript has 21 exons. NCBI's taxonomy places the organism in Eukaryota, Metazoa, Chordata, Aves, Passeriformes, Passerellidae.